This is a messenger RNA of Hemiscyllium ocellatum (epaulette shark), 1759 nucleotides long. It is a transcript of the gene igfbp5b, whose product is annotated as insulin-like growth factor binding protein 5b. The transcript has 4 exons. Gene Ontology annotation, cellular component: extracellular region. NCBI's taxonomy places the organism in Eukaryota, Metazoa, Chordata, Chondrichthyes, Orectolobiformes, Hemiscylliidae. The record is from RefSeq and is a predicted model, not a curated record. Gene Ontology annotation, biological process: regulation of insulin-like growth factor receptor signaling pathway. The coding region runs from base 350 to 1186 and encodes 278 amino acids. Gene Ontology annotation, molecular function: insulin-like growth factor I binding; fibronectin binding; insulin-like growth factor II binding.
AAAGCGGGGGUGUCUAUUUAAAAAGGGCAUUGGGCAGCGAGUGAACAGAUUGUGAAGCAGAGAGAGACGGAGACGCUGCUCUCUCUCUCUGAUACUCCAGGUUUCACAACUUUUUCAGCACACAACUUUGUGUUUGCAAUUUUUGUUUUUGCAAAAAAAGAAAGUACUUUUUUAAAGGAAGGAGAAAAUAAAAGGGGCAAUUUGAAAACUUCUGUUUGGAAGCAAAGUUUUGGAGAAGUUUUUGGAAAGUUGGGGAAAGUUGAGUGUUGUUUGCAGUGAGUUCAGGAGGCUCGGUGCUUGUGUCUCUGUGCCUGUGUGUGUGUGUCUCUGGGAGCUGCUGGAUCUGACCAUGUUAUUGUGGACUAUCUCGCUGUUGCUCCUGGCUGGGUGCAGCUGCUGUCAGGCACUGGGGCCGAUGGUGAACUGUGAGCCGUGUGAUGAGAAGGCAGAGUCCCUGUGCCAGGCACAGCCUGUGGGCUGUCAGUUGGUGAAAGAGCCGGGCUGUGGCUGCUGUAUGACCUGUGCCCUGACCGAGGGCCAGAGCUGCGGGGUCUACACUGAGAUCUGCGGCACAGACCUCAAGUGCCUGCCCAAGCCGGAGGAGGAGAAACCGCUGCACGCCUUGUUACACGGCCGUGGGAUCUGCCUGCCCGCCCGCAGUUACCGGCACAGCCAGGAGGAGGCAGCCGCCGCUGCUGCUGCACCCCAGCCCCGGCCAGUGAAGGACCCUCCUGAGACAGAGGAGUCGAUUUCUUUGGACACGGCUGAGGAAGGUUACAGUUCCAAUCCAAUGCCCAAAAAGCACAGUCGUUUGCCUAACCACAAGGUGGAAGCAUUGAACAAGGAUCGCAAAAAGAGGCUGCACAUUUCCAAAAUCAUCUCCUCCUCGGAGAACACAUCCCACGACCGACGUCUCCCUGGCCACAAGCAGGAAUCAGAACUUGGUCCUUGCCGCCGACAAAUGCAGGUGGUGUUGCAGAACCUGAAGAAAGCUGCCUACCUGAGUCCACAUGAGGUUUAUAUCCCGAACUGUGACCGUAAAGGCCUGUACAAAAGGAAACAGUGCAAGCCCUCGAAGGGGAAACGACGAGGCCUGUGUUGGUGUGUGAAUAAGCAUGGACUGAAACUGCCUGGCUCCGACUUCAAGCACCGCGACUUUCAGUGUCACAGCUUUGAGAGCAACUGAUGUCACUGUGUCGUUGAAACCCUCAGGCAACAUGUUAAGCUCCUCUCCAACCAACUGAGCUAUCUUCUCACCAGCUGGGUGGCUGACUACAGAUUAUAAACCUUUGGCAGUGAGUGCAUCAAAGUAUAAUAAUUUAAACAAAAAUUGUAUGUAAAGAUUUUUCGGGGCAUCGGAUUGGUUGAACCUGCGUGAGCUUAUUAUUUUGGCUUUUCAAUCUCUACCAAAGAAACACGUUUCAAUUCAGAUUGGAUUUGGGAAGAAAAUGCUGGAGGAUGGGGUAAUAAUGUCCUCUCUGUAAACCAUACGGCCUUUCUCAUCACGAGUUAAGGAGAUCUUCACCCAUCCAAAAAAAUGCACUUAAAGAAAGAGCCCAGGCCUUCAACCCGAUCUUUCACCAGACACGCGGACACGGACCCUAUAGAGCUGCAGGGAUUUGCAUCGGACAAGGGACUGGGGACAGCCAUUGUCGGGAGUGACCUCCUCCUCACUUUCAUCUGAGCCCUACUGGAGCUGGAUGUGGUAGGGGGAAGGAGGAUAGGGAUGAGUGCGUCGGGAGGUUGCAGGUCUGGGAAU